AUGACAAGCGAUAGCGUCAAGAUGUGGACGAACAUGACGGAAGCGGAGGUGCAAGAGAUGUACGUGUUUGCGAUCGAGCUUGCUCGUAAGGCGGGGCGGGCGAUUGUGGAGGGGUCGUCUCGUCGGUUUGCAUCGUCGGCUGGAUAUGAUCAGAAGAAGAACACGGCGGAUCUGGUGACGGAGACGGACGAGGCGGUGGAAGCGUUGGUGAAGCGCGAGAUAGCGGGCAGGUAUGGUACGCAUGCAUUUAUCGGUGAGGAGUCGUGGGCGGCAGGCGAGGAGAAUGCGAUUGGCGAUCAGGUGACGUGGAUCGUGGAUCCGAUUGAUGGUACGACGAAUUUCGUCCAUGGAUUCGCGUUUACGUGCAUCUCGAUCGGGGUGGUGGUCGACAGGAAACCGACGAUCGGUGUGGUGUAUGCUCCAUUCAUGGAUACGCUCUACCAUGGAUGUGUGGGCAAGGGAUCAUUCGUCUCGUCUGCGCACUAUCCGACUCCACAGCGUUUGCCGCUCGCCUCGCCGCAGCCGCUCACCAGUCUCAACCAGGCGCUUGUCGCAUUUGAAUGGGGCAGCGAUCGACGCUCCGAGAUUCUCGCCAGGAAGUUGUCGUCGUUUGCCAAAAUCACCGGUGACGCUCAGGCCGGCGUUGUCGGCGGCAAAUUCGCACAGGGCGUAAGAUCGAUUGGCUCGGCCGCACUCAACUUCUGCAACGUCGCCAGCGGAAGCCUGGAUCUCUACUGGGAAAUUGGGUGUUGGGCUUGGGACGUCUGCGCCGGCAUCGUCAUCGCCCAGGAGGCCGGUGCCGCCGUCGUCGGCAGUCACGCCCACACCAUGUCUGUCAUCGAAACCGACGCCUUCAACCAAGUCACCCCCGACGUCCUCACCGGUAGAAAGUACGUCGUCGUUCGUGCCAUCGCCACUGACCAACAGAGCAACAUUCAAGCGCAGAAACACAUCCUCACAGAGUUCUACAGCUGUAUCGACGAAUGGGAUCCAUAA
Messenger RNA from Mycosarcoma maydis (corn smut), 996 nucleotides. RefSeq lists its product as uncharacterized. Gene Ontology annotation, molecular function: inositol monophosphate 1-phosphatase activity. The record is from RefSeq and is a predicted model, not a curated record. Gene Ontology annotation, biological process: inositol metabolic process; phosphatidylinositol phosphate biosynthetic process; signal transduction. The transcript has a single exon. The coding region runs from base 1 to 996 and encodes 331 amino acids. NCBI's taxonomy places the organism in Eukaryota, Fungi, Basidiomycota, Ustilaginomycetes, Ustilaginales.